This is a messenger RNA of Nymphalis io (European peacock), 4007 nucleotides long. RefSeq names its product poly [ADP-ribose] polymerase tankyrase (gene Tnks). The record is from RefSeq and is a predicted model, not a curated record. The transcript has 24 exons. NCBI's taxonomy places the organism in Eukaryota, Metazoa, Arthropoda, Insecta, Lepidoptera, Nymphalidae. Gene Ontology annotation, molecular function: protein binding; NAD+ poly-ADP-ribosyltransferase activity. The coding region runs from base 100 to 3594 and encodes 1164 amino acids. Gene Ontology annotation, cellular component: nucleus; cytoplasm.
ACCUAAGAGCAGCUGUAAUUGUACGUGUUUUCGUCUGAUAAAUCUAUUUAACCGAACAUGGAAGUGUAAUAAAAAUAGUCCUAAAUGUGAUAAACGAACAUGUCGAGCCGCCGUUCUAUGCUCGGGUCGGCUUUGGACUCGUUGCCGGCUCCCACUGACCCUCUUCGCGAAUUAUUCGAGGCUUGCAAAGUUGGCGAUGUUACUCGAGUGAAAAAGUUAAUUACAACACAAACAGUAAACGCUAGGGAUACAGCUGGACGUAAAUCGACACCACUACAUUUCGCUGCAGGCUAUGGAAGAAGAGAAGUUGUCGAAAUCCUUAUAGCUGGUGGUGCUGCUUUACAAGCUCGCGAUGAGGGGGGGCUCCAGCCGUUGCACAACGCGUGCUCGUUCGGGCACGCGGAUGUUGUGCGCGCGUUACUCGCCGCGGGGGCGCCGCCCGCAGCGAGAGACAACUGGGGCUACACGCCGCUACACGAAGCCGCCGCUAAGGGGAAGGUGGAUGUUUGUAUUGCUCUCCUCCAGCACGGCGCCGACCCGAACAUACGGAACACCGAAGGCAAGACGCCCUUGGACCUCGCCGACUCCGCCACCAGACCUGUUCUCACUGGCGAGUACUGCGCGGCGGACGUGCUGGAGGCGGCUCGCUCGGGCGCGGACGACCGGCUGGCGGGGCUGCUGACGCCGCUGAACGUGAACGUGCACGCGAGCGACGGGCGGCGCUCCACGGCGCUGCACCUGGCGGCCGGGUACAACCGCGCGCGCGCGGUGCGCCUGCUGCUGCAGCGCGGCGCCGACGUGCACGCCAAGGACAAGGGAGGUCUGGUUCCGCUGCACAACGCGUGCUCGUACGGUCACUACGAGGUGACGGAGCUGCUGGUGCGAGCGGGCGCGGAUGUGAACGCGACAGACCUGUGGGCCUUCACCCCGCUACACGAGGCCGCCAGCAAGGCUCGCCUCGAGGUGUGUUCGCUCCUCCUGAGUGAGGGCGCGGACCCCACUCUACUCAACUGCCACGGCAAGUCGGCGCUGGACGUGGCUCCCUCUCGCGAGCUGAGAGAACGACUGUCAUUUGAAUUCCGCGGCCACUGUUUACUUGAAGCGUGUCGACUGGCCGAACCGGCUCGAGUGAAGAAACAGCUGUCGUCCUUAGGACAACAGGAUCUGUCCGCGCUCCAAUGCACGCAACAAGUAACGAUUCCGAUCCCCAACGAGCGGGUCGCCGAGCUGGUGAACUUCCAGCACGUCGGCACGGGCGACCGGCCGCUGCACUGCGCGGCCGCCAGCGUCUACCCCAAAAGGAAACAGGUCAUGGAGAUUCUAAUAAGGAAAGGCGCGCGGGUCAACGAGAAGAACAAGGACGGACAAACAGCUCUGCACGUGGCGACGGAGAACGCCCACCUCGACGCCAUGGACCUGCUGCUGCGGCACGGUGCGAAGGUGAACGCGGUGGACGCGCGCGGCGAGAGCGCGCUGUCGCUGGCGGCGCGGCGCGACGCGGGCGCCGCGUGCCGCCUGCUGCUGGCGUGCGGGGCCUCCGCGCCCGACGCGCGCGCCGACGCCGACGAUGCCUGCUCGAAUGCAGCGGCCCUACGUCUCCUUGAGGCGGCGAGGACGGGCGACGUGGAGACGGCUCGUGCGAUUUUGGACGCUCGGCCGCGUUUAGUUAAUUGCCGAGACGUCGACGGUAGACAUUCAACGCCACUGCAUUUCGCCGCUGGAUAUAACAGACUACCCCUGGCACAGCUACUGUUACAGAGGGGGGCCGAUGUCCAUGCUAAAGAUAAGGGAGGUCUGGUCCCGCUCCACAACGCGUGCUCCUACGGACAUUUCGAGGUCACGGAGCUGCUGGUAUCGGCAGGGGCUGGUGUCAAUGCAGCGGACCUGUGGCGCUUCACGCCUUUGCAUGAAGCGGCCGCGAAGGGUAAAGCGGAUAUCGUACGGCUACUCUUGAAGCACGGCGCGGAUCCCACGCGGCGGAACCGCGACGGGCUGACGCCGCUGCAGCUCGUGCGCGCCGGCGACGGCGACACGGCGGACGCGCUGCGCGGGGACGCCGCCCUGCUCGACGCCGCCAAGCGCGGGGACCUCGCGCGCGCCAAGAAAUUAAUAACUCCUCAGAAUGUCAACUGUAGAGACGCACACGGAAGGAAUUCGACGCCACUUCAUCUUGCCGCCGGCUACAAUAACUUGGAGGUUGCCGAAGCUCUACUCGAAGCGGGAGCGGCCGUCUCCGCCAGGGACAAGGGCGGCCUAGUGCCGCUUCACAACGCUGCUUCGUACGGGCACGUCGAGUUGGCGGCGUUGCUGUUGAGAGCCGGUACACCCCCUAACGCAGCCGACAGGUGGGGCUUCACCCCUCUACACGAAGCCGCUCAUAAAGCGCGGACCCAAUUGUGUGCGUUACUGCUGGCGCACGGCGCGGACCCGUUCCUCAAGAACCAGGAGGGGCAGACGGCGCUGGAGCUGUCGGGCGCCGACGACGUGCGCUCGCUGCUGCAGGACGCCAUGACGGGCACGGCGCCCAGCGAGCUCGGCCUGGCGCCCGCGCCCCCCGCGCCGCCCGCGCCCCCCGCGCCCGUGCUGCUGCCCAGCGGGGACACCGCGCCGCUGCCGCUGCCCGUAAUGCCGAGCAACUACUGGUCGGAGGGCUCCCGGGGCAGCCUGGAGGACGCCGCGGGCCGGCCCGCCUCCGCUCUGUCCACUUCGGAGUCUCUGCACACCUUCCUGACCAGUAUCGGGCUGGAGGCGCUGGCGCCGGUGCUGGAGCGCGAGCAGAUCACGGUGGACAUCCUGUCGGAGAUGUCGCACGAGGACCUGCGCGCCGUGGGCGUGGCCGCCUACGGGCACCGCCACCGGCUCAUCAAGGCCGCCCGCCACAGUCUGCAGGCGCACUCGGUGCACACAACAAAGAAUGAACGCUUGAUGACAGAGUGGUACGGCGGCACGACGCUGGUGGACGUGUCGCCGGAGGGCGCGGGCGGCGGCGAGUACGGCGUGCUGGAGCGCGAGAUGCAGGCGUCCGUGCGCGCGCACCGCGACCACGCCGGCGGGGCCUUCGCGCGCUACCGCGUCGUGCGGAUCCAGAAAAUAGUGAACGGCCGGCUGUGGGAGCGCUACCAGCACCGGCGGCGGGAGGUGAGCGAGGAGGCGGGCGCGCACAACGAGCGCAUGCUGUUCCACGGGUCGCCCUUCAUCAACGCCAUCGUGCAGAAGGGCUUCGAUGAGCGGCACGCCUACAUCGGUGGCAUGUUCGGCGCCGGCAUCUACUUCGCGGAGCACUCGUCGAAGAGCAACCAGUACGUGUACGGCUUCGGCGGGGGCUCCGGCUGUCCCGCGCACAAGGACCGGAGCUGCUAUCUGUGCCACAGACAAAUGCUGCUGUGCCGCGUGACGCUCGGUCGCGCGUUCCAGCUGCUCAGCGCCAUGAAGAUGGCGCACGCGCCGCCCGGACACCACAGCGUGGCGGGCGCGCCCAGCAGCGGCGGCCUGUGCUACCCGGAGUACGUCGUGUACCGCGGGGAGCAGGCCUAUCCGGAAUAUUUGAUAACUUAUCAGAUAGUAUGCGAGGAGAACAACUCGGGUGCGGUGUAAUCGUGGACAUUAGUGUAUUUCGUGCAGUAUUAUAAAAAAAAUAUAAGGGCAUGUCCACAUCUGGACAAAAUUGUCUUUUUAUUUAAAAAAAAAUGAAGAAUGUCUUUUCUAUUUUUUUACCCUGUAUUUAUAUAUUAUGAUUUUGUAAAUAAAUGCGAAGGCUAUCUUUGUUAUUCUUUAGCAAAAUUAGCGUCACUUUGUCUUCGUUAUUUGAAAAUGAACGAUAUAAUAACGUGGUAUGUAACGGGCGUUGAUUUUUUUUGUAUAAAAGCCAAUUAUGAAAGUGUACAUUGGAUAAUAUAACUUAAACCAGAUGUGUUCAUGUCUUUCUUCUCAUAAAUGGAGAAUGGAGUUUUUAUAAGCUAGUUAUAUUGAACUAGGAUAAUUUAAUUGAAUAAAAAAUAUUAAAAACC